Astyanax mexicanus (Mexican tetra) is the source of this 7458-nucleotide messenger RNA. Its product is annotated as signal-induced proliferation-associated 1-like protein 2. NCBI's taxonomy places the organism in Eukaryota, Metazoa, Chordata, Actinopteri, Characiformes, Acestrorhamphidae. The record is from RefSeq and is a predicted model, not a curated record. Gene Ontology annotation, molecular function: protein binding; GTPase activator activity. Bases 426 to 5201 code for a protein of 1591 amino acids. Gene Ontology annotation, cellular component: cytoplasm. Gene Ontology annotation, biological process: regulation of small GTPase mediated signal transduction; activation of GTPase activity. The transcript has 21 exons.
CGGGGCCGGGCUGUGUGAGUGUCUGGGGGAACUGGAGCUUUUACAGGAUUUACUACAACAUAAAUUUACUGCCUUCUCACAGCGAGCGGAUUUAUAUUCCUUAUUCCUAAUGCUGAAGGUUCAUCUUAAGUAACAUCAAACUGAUCAACAAAGCCUGAACAGUGUUGGUCACUAAAGCCGCUAUGCUUGAAGAAAUGGAUUUUUGUUGAAGGUUGGUCGGAUUGCAACGUUUUUAAAACUUGUGGGGACCACAGACCUCUCUUUCCAAAGACUCACAGGACAUAGAACAAUGUAAUUGAUAUGCGGCUUAGAAUCUUAAUUUCCCAAGCAGCUGCCAGGAGGAUAUCAGCUUGAACCUUGGAGUAGACAGCAAGACCAAUCUACUGCCCACAGUCACUGUAGGUCUUCAGGGCUCCUCUAAAGUGAUGCUUUCUUCAGAGGAGCUCAAUCAGAAGCUAAAGAGUUUGAAUGGCAACAUGGGAACCCCACCUGCUGGUACUCAGGGAAAGCCUGAAUGGGAUGCAAAAGCCAAUGGAAAUUCUGCCAUGCCCAAAAUGGGUAUGCGUGCCAGGGCGUCUGAAUGGCUCCCUAGACAAGAGAACUGGGAGUGCAGAGGUGGGCCGAACUAUGAAAGCAUCAUCAUGGGCUUUCAAAAUGGACAGUUGGAUCAAAAAAAAGAAAUCUGUGAAGUGAAUGAAGCACUUUUAGAACCUGAUUGUUCUGACACUAAAUACUCACUGAAUGAACUGUUGAGCCGGUCCCCUAUAAAAGGACUUCACCCCAUUAGACAGCGCAGUAACAGUGAUGUGACAAUCAGUGAUAUUGAUGCAGAGGACUUAAUGGACCAAAAUGCUAUCAACCCAAACACUGGUGCCUCGCUGCAUCGGGAGUAUGGCAGCACUUCCUCUAUUGACCGUCAAGGCCUAGGUCCUGAUGGGUUCUUUACGUUAAUAAAGGGUUGCAAAGUAGAUGCAUUGGGUCAUCGAGGCAUUCCUCCGAUUGGUUUUUCUGAGCUUCUGUGCUGCGACACCACUCUUUCACCUAGCCUGCAGACUGCUGCCCGCAUAGCCCGUGGAGAAAUUGUUCGCAUCUCAGGCUAUGACCAUGUGGAUAGUUCCAUUUUCUACACUCGUGAGCGGGACAAGUCCUUUAUGCGGCGUCUUAGGACGGACCCAUCUGAAACAUCUCUCUUCCGGAAACUCAGAACUAAGAGUGAGCACGAUGGCUUCCGGCUUUCCACAGAGCAAGACGACCGGCAACCUCUCAGUUUCCAAAAGUGCUUUGCUCACUACGACGUCCAGAGUAUCCUCUUUAAAGUUAGUGAAGCUGUGGCAAACCGAGCCAACCUUGGCCAGAGGAAGAACACCACUACAGGUGCCUCAGCUGCUUCACAGUACCAGGUCACUGAUAGUGUUGGAGAAAGUGGAAAUGCUACUGGCCCCGCUCCUUUAUUUGAAUCUCCACUAGGUAGCCACGAAGAUUUGAAUCCUAAAGAGGACCUGGAUGCUGACGAGGGUGAUGGGAAGAGCAACGGCCUGGUGCUGAGUUGCCCUCAUUUCCGCAACGAGAUUGGUGGUGAGGGAGAAAGGAGGAUAUCUCUCUCUAGGAUCAACAAUGCUACCCACAGUGGGGGUGGAGAAAACUGUUCCUUUGAAUCCUCACUAAGCUCACACUGCACCAAUGCUGGCGUUUCUGUGCUGGAAGUACCACGAGAAAACCAGCCCAUCCACCGCGAAAAAGUCAAGAGAUACAUAAUCGAACACAUCGAUCUGGGAGCAUACUAUUAUCAUAAAUAUUUUUACACAAAAGAACACCAGAACUACUUUGGGGUGGAUGAUAACCUGGGGCCUGUGGCCAUUAGCGUGCGAAGAGAGAAGCUUGAAGAUGGGAAAGAGAAAGAGGGAUCACCAUACAAUUAUCGUGUCAUUGUCAGGACGAGUCAGUUGACUACUCUCCGAGGUGCUAUUCUAGAAGAUGCUGUCCCCUCCACAGCGAGGCAUGGUACAGCUCGCGGCCUCCCACUGAAAGAGGUGCUGGAGUAUGUGGUUCCAGCGCUCAGCAUCCAGUGCCUGCGACUAGCCCUUAACUCACCCAGAGUACCAGAGCAGCUCAUCAGGUUGGAUGAGCAGGGCCUGAGUUUCCAGCACAAAGUGGGUGUAUUGUACUGUAAAGCGGGUCAGAGCACAGAGGAGGAAAUGUACAAUAACGAGAGUGCGGGACCUGCGAUGGAAGAAUUCCUUGAUCUUCUGGGCCAGAGAGUUCGUCUGAAGGGCUUCAGCAAGUACAGGGCACAGCUGGAUAAUAAGACAGACUCCACUGGCACCCACUCCUUCUACACUACUUACAAAGACUAUGAGCUGAUGUUUCAUGUGUCCACUCUCCUCCCAUACACGCCUAACAACAGACAACAGCUGCUCAGAAAGAGACACAUUGGAAACGAUAUCGUCACCAUCGUCUUUCAAGAGCCGGGAGCACUUCCCUUCACCCCAAAAAAUAUUCGCUCUCACUUCCAGCAUGUAUUCGUCAUUGUCAAAGUCCACAAUCCGUGCACUGAAACUGUCUGCUACAGUGUGGCUGUAUCUCGAUCAAAAGAUGUGCCUCCAUUUGGUCCUCCCAUUCCUAAAGGUGUAACCUUCCCAAAGUCAGCUGUUUUCAGGGACUUUCUGCUGGCCAAAGUGAUAAAUGGUGAGAAUGCGGCCCACAAGUCAGAGAAAUUUUGUGCCAUGGCAACACGCACACGCCAAGAGUACCUUAAAGACUUAGCGGAGAACUCUGUGAGCACUGCCACUGUAGACUCGGCAGUGAAGUUCAGCUUCAUCACUCUGGGUGCUAAGAGGAAGGAGCGUGUCAAGCCUAGAAAGGAUGCACACCUGCACAGCGUAGGAGCCGUCACAUGGAGCGUAAUGGCACGGGACUUUGGACAGUCGACAGAUGCGGAGUGCCUGCUCGGUAUCUCCAAUGAGUUUAUUGUGCUCAUUGAGGAGGAGUCCAAGAAUGUGGUUUUUAACUGUUCCUGCCGGGACGUGAUUGGCUGGACCUCCAGUUCUACAAGCAUUAAGGUUUUUUAUGAACGUGGGGAAUGUGUGAUGCUCUUAGCACAGAGCAGCUGUGGGCUGGACAUCAGAGAAAUCGUUCAACGACUUGAGAUUGUCAGCAGGGGUUGUGAGACGUUGGAGAUGACACUACGGCGGAACAGUCUGGGGCAGCUGGGCUUCCAUGUGAACUUUGAAGGCAUUGUGGCGGAUGUGGAGGCCUUUGGAUUUGCCUGGAAAGCAGGUCUGCGGCAGGGUAGCCGGCUGGUGGAGAUCUGCAAGGUGGCUGUAGCAACACUCACUCAUGAGCAGAUGAUCGACCUGCUGCGCACUUCAGUCACUGUCAAAGUGGUGAUCAUCCAGCCUUAUGAGGACGGUGCACCAAGAAGGGGUUGUUCAGAGCUAUACCGCAUCCCCAUGGUGGAGUACAAACUGGACAGUGAGGGAACACCAUGCGAAUAUAAGACCCCCUUCAGGAGGAACACCACCUGGCACCGGGUUCCCACCACCAUAGCAGGUCAGCCCCUUCCACGAGGAUCUCCCACACAGUGCAAAGAGCGAGGCAAGGGCCAGUCCGCUCUGCAGCACAGCCAGGCCUCCAUCCCUCGCAGCACAUCUUUUGACAGAAAGCUGCCAGACAGUUCCAGAGCUUUGCAGGACAUGGAAAAUCCUCAUAUCUCCAAUAGCAAGACCGAAGUCAGUCAGCAUUACCGCAGCUCACCAAGUAACCAGUCCUCCUCUAGUGAUCCAGGACCAUCUGUGAGCACAACCUGGAGCCAACAGCCGGGAUAUGAGGGUUCCCAGUCACCACUCCUGCACAAGGCCAUGAGAGGAGAGAGUGAUGAACUGAGAGACAGAGAGAGCACACUGGAGAGAGCACAUUCUGCAGAGGCCAAGUGGCACAUCCCUCCCACAAAGAUACUCAACUCUAUGAAAGAGAGAGGCAAAGACUCACCCAGCAAACUCAUUAGGGGUGGAGAUAAGAAUUGUAGCCACUCUAGUAGCAAUACUCUGUCCAGCAGUGCCUCCAGCAGUAACAGUGAUGAAAAGCAUUUUGGAUCAGGUGACCUGAUGGACCCUGAGAUGCUUGGCCUCACAUAUAUCAAAGGAGCCUCCACAGACAGUGGCAUAGACACAGCACCCUGCUGUGCGCCUCCUCCACCCCCAGACAUGGCUGCCACUGCAGCGGCCCACAUGGUCCUUCAUGGACAGGAAAUUGUGGAGCAGGAAAGCUGGACUACAGAACAUCAAGAAGACAAUGGCGCAGAGGAGGAGCUCACCAAACUGAGGAUGUUCUCCCAGAAGGACGGUGGCUUCUUUGGGCAGCUGUACCUGAUGGCACCAUGCCAGAGCAUGACGGUAGCAGAGAACAGAGAGGGGAGGAGUAAAGCAGGAAUGUUACCAGAAGACCACCUGAAACUGAUGAUGAGCCCACCUGGGGAGCAGAACCACAGGAAGGCACUACCUACUCGCAGCCCAUCUGCACGCCAUUCUCUGUACCGCACUCUCUCAGACGAGAGUGUGUGCAGUAACCGCAAAGCUUCAUCCUUCAGCAGUUCCCGAAGCUCAAUGCUGGAUCAGGCUGUGCCCAACGACAUCCUUUUCAGCAGCACCCGACCGUACCACAGCACUCUACCUCCUCGCAUUAGCCUCAGCCAGCCUGUAUCCAACCUUCGCAAUGAGUUCUGGUUUUCUGAUGGCUCCCUGGCAGACAGGUCAAAGUUUAAUGACCCAGGGCUCAUGCCCCUCCCAGACACAGCCACAGACCUGGACUGGUCUCAUCUGGUUGAUGCAGCUCGAGCUUUUGAAGACCAGCGUGUGGCUUCUUUCUGCACCAUGACAGACAUACAGAGAGCUGAGGCUCUGCAGAUUUCCCAGGAGCUCACUAGACACGUAGCUGCAGUAGGAGAAUCCACACUGAAGACAGGGGAAAACUCACCUGCCACUCUGACUGGCAAAGUCAACCAGCUGGAAGUAAUCCUGAGGCAGCUGCAGCAUGACUUACGAAAGAGCUGCAGGAGGAGGAAGAAACCUUGGGAGGACCAAGACUCACAUUUAAGGGGGGACCAUCCUACCACUGGUCAAACAGCUUUUAAAUUAAAAUUUAAAAAGUCUUUUAUACAUCGACAUAGGUUUUAUAUAUUCAGGACUAUAAUAGCGUGCCACUAAUGGCUUGGAUGUAAACUGUAGUGGAGAAUAAGAUGGACGAUGAGCAGCUGAUCUGUGGUGGUGGUGGAGAAGAGCUUACUUCAGAAACUUCUAUCAGUCUGGCUGGACAGGAGACGUGAGAGCCUGAGGGUCCAACAUCCCUCGGUAUCGGGUCAGACAGGUGGGCAGUCAGUAACUCGGAGGAAAGCAGAGAGAUGGAAUUAGUUUUGACUGGAUUUAUGUAAAACAGAGAAUAUAAAACAUUAUCAGAGUGUGGCUAAUGACUCCGGCAGAUCUAAAUAAAACGGCCUAACUAAAGGCAGAGAGCCAGAAGGUAACAUAGACAUGGAGGCUCCCUGAAACACUGGCAUCAACCCACUCCACCCUCCACAAACCUGAGUGAACAACAGCACCAGCAUCUCAGUUUACCCACAAUUCCCUCUGUCCAUGAACCCCUGAAUCUGCAGCCUUAUCUAAAGGAAAAAACAUUAAUUACCAAAAGCUAAACUAAACAAGUAAGUUUUCAGUCAAGACUUAAAGAUUGAGACUGUGUCUGAGUCCCGAACAUAUUCGGGGAGAUUAUUCCAGAGUUGAGGCGCUUUAUAAGAGAAAGCUCAUCCUCCUGCAGAGCUCCUCUGAAUUUUAGGAACUGCUAAGAAACCAGCACCCUGAGAUCUAAGUAAUCUCGGUGGUUCAUAACAGGAGAUGAGGUCUCGCAAAUACUCAGGAGCGAGCCCGUGUAGGGCUUUAAACAGGAGAAUUUUAUAGUGUAUGCGGAAUUUGACUGGAAGCCAGUGCAGUGCUGAUAGUACUGGACUAAUAUGGUCAAAUUUUCUAGUUUUAGUAAGGACCCUGGCUGCAGCAUUUUGAACUAGCUGAAGUUUAUUUAAGUUACUGCAGGAACAUCCAGACAGUAGCGCAUUACAAUAAUCUAGCCUUGAGGUAAUGAAGGCAUGGACAAAUUUUUCUGCGUCAUGCAAGAAUGAGGCAUUUCUUAGCUUGGCAAUAUUACAGAGGUGUAGAAAAGCUGUUCUAGUAACAUUAGAUAUGUGUUUAUCGAAUGCUAGAUCUGAAUCUAUGAUAACUCCAAGGUUUUUAGCUGCUGAACCAGGUGUGACUGAGAAGUCGUCCAGAUUAAGCAUUAAGUCUGAUAAUUUAUUUCUAGCAGCUUUGGGGCCUAAUAGGAGAACUUCUGUUUUUUCACUAUUUAAUAGGAGGAAGUUGUGCGACAUCCACAAUGUAAUGAGAGUAAUAUUUAUCUGUUUAUCUAAAGUAUUUCUAAAGUUUUUGUGAGAGGAGGCUUUAAAGACUUAAAUUAAAAUUUCAGACAGUAGUGUACAGAUAUCCAUUGCAGGGAUUCUUAGCAGUUUUUCUGAGGCCUAUUUAUAUUGAUAUCGAAAUUAUAUCGUAUCGACCGAAAUUAAGGAAUAUAUCGUGAUAUAAAUUUUGGCCAUAUCAUCCAGCACUACUUAGCACCCACCACAUACACCAUUGAAAGCGCCUAGCAACAUCAUAGCAACAACCAUAGCGAACGGUGGGAGCCAUUUUAGCUGCGCAAGCAGUUUAAUAAAGAUUAAUAAAUAUUCUGGUUUGUAUUCCGUCAAGACAGAGGAUGUUGCAUGUGGAAAGAUAGUUAAGUCAUAACUAACUACAUAAAUGUUUCUUUCUUGAAACCUUAGUUCUUUAAACAUAUUUCUGAAGCUUAAAUAUGUAUAACAAUAUGCCAUACCAGCAUCACCGACUGAACUUGCUGUUCCGCUCCUGCAGUGCCACAUGACACUUCCGGAAUUCUUCCCACCACAGCCUUGUUUUCGCACAGGAAAUUUUCAAAAUGUUGACCCACAUGAGAUAAGCCCAUAGGAAGAGUUUAGAAACUGUUAUUUCUGCAAAAGAGGAUCUACUAAAUAGAUGUCAUUUUUUUUUGCACCUGCCUAAUUGCACGCUUUCUGUAAAUCCUAUAAACUUCAUUUCACUUCUCAAAUAUCACUGUGUUCGUCAGGGAUCUCGUCAAUCUGUGAUCAGUAAAAGCCUCUAGUCUUGACAGUAAAUUGGUUUUAGACAGUAAAGAGCUGAAUAGUUGGUGAGCUGAUGCUGGAAUUGAAUAGGCUUAUAGGUUAAAAUCUUUAAAAUGAUUUCUGCAGUGCUGAAACAACAAACCCAGGAGAGAAUAUUCUCCUCUAUAAAUGUGUGAAAUUAUCAAGCAAACACUUUGUAACUGUUGAAAUACAAGCAAGUUUUAUUACCCAUCAACUGAUAACAUUUCAUUUUGCCUGUGGUG